AGUUUGUUUUAUAGUCUUGUAAGGAACACAUAACUUUUUACUUGAAAAAAACCCAAAAAUUUAUAGAUUCUUUUGAUAUAUUUUUUUUUUAACAAAAUUUCGUAUUGAAAAAAUUAGUUUAGCGUAAAUAAAGGUGCACCAUGAGUUAUCUGCGGUUCAAAGGUUGUAAGACCAAGAAAACUUUGGAAGAACAUCUCAGAGAUGCAGAUGGACUCAAGUCUGACAUUAAUGUCAACUACGAUGGCAUUGGCGAUUUACAGGCUGCUUGUAAUUCCGAUAAUAAUGAUGAGUCGUCCUACAUAAACUUCCUGGGGCAGUACUGGGCUCGCUACGAAGAUUAUUACACGGAUUCGCAAAUUGAGCAGGCGGCUGCGAACCGAUGGAACGAUAUGUCCGUCAGCGAUCGACGCCAGUACUCUGUGCAGAGCCCACCCAUAGCUAUACGGGGUGAUACCGAUUGCUCUAGCACUAGCACUAUCAAGCUGCCCAGCUCUGCGAACAGCGAUGACCAAAUGGAAUCUGAACCAGGAACCUCAAAGGACACAGCCGCUUUCUAUGGCAACAGUGACGACGAAUGUCAAAAGAGGGAGCCCAAGUGCCGUAAGCCCAGGAAGAGAUGCGCCAAACCCAGGGCGAUGUCAAAGGUUAAGAGGAGAUGCGCCAAGCCCAAGCCCAAGUGCGCCAGAGCCAAGCCAGCAUGCCCCAGGCCAAGGAAGAAGAUGGCUUGCUCUAAACCGAGGCCCAGGAGCCGUAAGGCUAAACCUGCGUGCCCCAAACCAAGGUACUGCAAGUAACCGUAGAGAAGCGGGACUCAUUACGCCGCCAACUUUUAGGCCAUAUUUGGAUCCAGGCAGAACAGACAGCGCUGCUUGAAUCGAAGUUGGAGAACCCCCGGGAAAAAGAAGUUCUCAAGCCAGGAAGGUCCAACUUAGAUUCUUUAAAGCCCCACAAACAUUAAUAAAAGUAUAAGUCUGUUAAGUUUUUAUUUUGGACUCGUAGUGGCAGCCCAUAUUUGGAGACUUGUAGACAUUGAUU
Molecule: messenger RNA, 1035 nt
Organism: Drosophila gunungcola (fruit fly)
Lineage: Eukaryota; Metazoa; Arthropoda; Insecta; Diptera; Drosophilidae
Gene: Mst77F
Product: histone-like protein 18C
Exons: 2
Coding region: 141-794 (217 amino acids)
Source: RefSeq, a predicted model, not a curated record